AUGUUAGUCAUAGUCAUCGUGGUGUCCCAGUUUGCGACGCAAAUAUUGCUACAAAUUGCUGUUCGAGACGGCUUCACAGUUGAUGCGUAUGAGGAGCUGGACGGAUUUGCAAAGGGUUAUGGUGCGUUAUAUCAAAAAGUAAUUUUAUUACGUGAUGUAAAUGAUUUGUAUUCGCAUAUAGCAGAGAAAUUAAAGACGAAUCUUUGA
Babesia bigemina is the source of this 207-nucleotide messenger RNA. RefSeq lists its product as hypothetical. The record is from RefSeq and is a predicted model, not a curated record. The transcript has 2 exons. The coding region runs from base 1 to 207 and encodes 68 amino acids. NCBI's taxonomy places the organism in Eukaryota, Apicomplexa, Aconoidasida, Piroplasmida, Babesiidae.